This is a messenger RNA of Echinops telfairi (small Madagascar hedgehog), 1036 nucleotides long. RefSeq names its product origin recognition complex subunit 6 (gene ORC6). Gene Ontology annotation, molecular function: DNA binding. Gene Ontology annotation, cellular component: nuclear origin of replication recognition complex. NCBI's taxonomy places the organism in Eukaryota, Metazoa, Chordata, Mammalia, Afrosoricida, Tenrecidae. The transcript is spliced from 7 exons. The record is from RefSeq and is a predicted model, not a curated record. Bases 4 to 762 code for a protein of 252 amino acids. Gene Ontology annotation, biological process: DNA replication initiation; DNA replication.
GCCAUGGAGCCUGGGCUUAUCCGGCGGUUCGCCCCGCGCUUGGGCAUAGCUGAGCCCGAUGUAUUGAGGAAAGCAGAAGAGUACUUAAGACUGACCCAUGUGAAGUGUACCGGCCUGUCUGCGCAUACCACGGAAACUAGCAAUGCAGUUAUGUGCUUGGAUCUUGCAGCUUCCAGUAUGAAGUGCCCCUUGGACAGGGCUUAUUUAAUUAAGCUUUCUGGUUUGAACAAGAAGAUGUACCAGAGCUGUCUUAAAUCUUUAGAGUGUUUACUGGGCCUGAAAUCCAAUAUCGGAAUAAGAGACCUAGCUGUACAGUUUAGCUGUACUGAAGCAGUGAACCUGGCUUCAAAGAUACUUCAAAGCUAUGAAACCAGUCUUCCUCAGGCACAGCAAGUAGAUCUUGACUUAUCCAGACCCCUUUUCACCAGUGCUGCACUACUUUCAGCAUGCAAGAUUCUAAAGCUAAAGGUGGAUAAGAAUAAAAUGGUAGCCACAUCUGGUGUAAAAAAAGCCAUUUUUGAUCGACUGUGUAAACAAUUAGAGAAGAUUGGACAGCAGACUGACAAAGAGCCAAGAGAUUUAACCACUCCACCACAGAAAAAAAGGAAAACCGUAGCUGAACCCACAGCAAAAGAGAUAGAGAAGAUAGUAGAGAUUCCACAUAAAUUGCGGAAAGACAACGAUCUGAUCCAGGAUUAUGAAGAGUGGAAAAAGAAAAUCUUGGAAAAUGCUGCCAAAGCACAAGGGGCUACAGCUGAGUGAUUUCAGCUCUGUCUGCCACCUACAGGAAGAUAUUUGUUUGAAUGUAGAACAGGAUCCGAAGCCAACAUUGGAGCUGUUUCAGGGAUCUUGCUGGCCUCUGACAUCAGCCACACUUCCUGGUUUUUAUAGACAUGGCUCACCACAGGAUUGUGCUUGCCCAUAAAAGAAAUUGGGUUUAUUUUAUUUUAAGCAAAUGUUUCUUUGAUGGGUCAGUGUAUAGUACAGCCUAAUUAAUAAACAUUAUUUUUAUAUGCAUCUGGAUCGCACCUGUUGU